Messenger RNA from Bombus pascuorum, 390 nucleotides. RefSeq lists its product as uncharacterized. Bases 40 to 387 code for a protein of 115 amino acids. The record is from RefSeq and is a predicted model, not a curated record. The transcript is spliced from 2 exons. NCBI's taxonomy places the organism in Eukaryota, Metazoa, Arthropoda, Insecta, Hymenoptera, Apidae.
UAUCGGAGGCCGAGUUUGCCACGUCGUCUAGGGGUAAAAAUGGGAACACGAGCGAUCUACAGCAACCUCGUGCAGAAAGACAUCGCCCUUACCGACCACAUGGAGUCGCUAUCAUUAAAAUCAGACACGGAAUCUUCGAUUCAGUCAUUGUCCGCACGAUCAACGGAAUCUCCUCUACCGGAAGCAUACGUGCUCAACGCUGACAUCCGUACAGAUGACGAGACGUUCCGUGUGCCGGAGGACGAGUCGAUGUCCGCUUCCUUAGCAGCGCGUCUUGAAGAGUUAUCUUUUGCCGAGGAACGAAUCCUGCUCGUCAGCAAGUUAAUCGUCAUUAAGUUGGAUUGGGGACACGGUGGCAGCAUAGGGUUUACAUGUGACAGAGGAUAACGA